UAAUGGACGGUCUCCACCUUAAUCUCCUCGUCAAUCCUCCCACAUCCACAUACCACAUACCUUCUGUCGAGUGCUGUCUCUCAGCAUCAUCAAUAUUUCCAAAGAGUUUCUUCAACCCUCGUCCAUGGCACCUCCGCACUUCCUCCUCGUCACCUUCCCCGGUCAAGGCCACAUAAACCCUUCCCUCCAAUUCGCCAAGCGUCUCGUGCGUGUCGGCGCUCGCGUGACCUUCGCCACCGCCAUUCGUGCCCGCCACCGCAUGGCCGAGUCGAAAUCUCCGCCCGAGGGGCUAUCCUUCGCCAGCUUCUCUGAUGGCUACGACGACGGUGUCAACGAAGGGGACGAUGUGGAGGUAUACAUGGACGAGCUCAAGCGACGAGGAUCGGAGACUUUAAGCGACCUCAUCGCCUCAAACCAUGAGAACGGUCGGCAAUUCUUGGGUGUGUUCUACACCACCCUCCUUCCGUGGGUUGCCGAUGUAGCUCGUUCUCAUGGCAUUCCUUCGACGCUCGUUUGGAUUCAACCGGCCACUGUUUUGGACUUCUACUAUUAUUACUUCCAUGGCUACGGCGAUCUUGUUCGUAACAUGGGCGACAAUCCUUCGGUGCCAAUCCAAUUGCCUGGGUUGCCGCCUCUCAUGGCCUGCGACAUACCCUCCUUUUGCAAUGCUAAAAAUGAGUACAACUUCAGCCUCCCGAUUUUCCAACGCCAUUUCGAGAUACUACUUGAGGAGGCCAAUCCAAGGGUGCUGGCAAACACCUUCGAUGCUCUGGAACCGGACGCCAUACGGGCUAUCGAUAAGUUUGAGGUGAUUGGGAUUGGACCGCUGAUCCCGUCUGCAUUUUUGGACGGGCAAGAUCCAGCGGACACUUCCUUCGGAGGCGAUCUCUUCAAGAGCUCGAGUGGCUACAUCGAGUGGCUGGACACGAAGCCAAAGGCGUCGGUGAUCUACCUGUCAUUUGGGAGCAUCUCCGUGCUAUCGAAGCCACAGAAGGAGGAAAUGGCACAGGCGCUCCUAGAGGCUGGCCGGCCAUUCUUGUGGGUCAUCCGGGAAAGCGGAAAAGAAGAGAGAGAGGAGGAUAUAUUGAGCUUCAAAGACGAACUAGAAAACCUAGGGAUGAUAGUGCCAUGGUGCUCGCAAGUGGAGGUUCUAUCGCACCCUUCGAUAGGGUGCUUUGUGACACACUGCGGGUGGAACUCAACGUCGGAGAGCUUGGUCUGCGGGGUGCCAGUGGUGGCGUUCCCGCAGUGGAGCGAUCAGCAGACGAACGCGAAGCUCGUCACAGACGUGUGGAGGACCGGAGUGAAGGUGACGCCCAACGAGCAAGGCGUGGUGGAGAGCGGCGAGAUAAGGAGGUGCUUGGAGUUGGUGGUGGGAGAUGGAAAGGAGGGGGAAGAGAUGAGAAGGAAUGCCCAGAAAUUUAGGGAUUUGGCAAGGGAGGCUGUGAAGGAAGGUGGGUCUUCGGACAAGAACCUUAGGGCCUUUGUGGACGAGGUCAUAGAAGCGUCCAAGUGAAUAAUCUAUGGUGUCAGCAGCAAACGUAGUGCUUUCUUGGCGUUUUCUCGAGGGACUUUUAGGGAAUGCACUGGCUUUUAUGUAUACUUCAUUUGGGCACGGAGUCGUAGCUUUGUUGUUUUGGACAAUUUUUGUCCUAUCUAGGUGUCAUUUUCUCUGUUUUAUCCUUUCCCAUUCUGCAUGGUGGACUGGAGAGAUGUUGAGAAAUCUCUACAUGUUUAAAAGUGUCGCCCCAUAUUCCUUCUAUUUCAGCCCAUCAUAUCUUCUGUUGCUAAGUCUUGAAUCUUGAUGGUGGGAUCUGCCACCGAUGGUAAAAACAUUUCUCAGGUA
Syzygium oleosum is the source of this 1846-nucleotide messenger RNA. RefSeq names its product phloretin 4'-O-glucosyltransferase-like. The transcript has a single exon. Bases 125 to 1516 code for a protein of 463 amino acids. Gene Ontology annotation, molecular function: UDP-glycosyltransferase activity. The record is from RefSeq and is a predicted model, not a curated record. NCBI's taxonomy places the organism in Eukaryota, Viridiplantae, Streptophyta, Magnoliopsida, Myrtales, Myrtaceae.